AUGGACCUUCAUCGUGUGGCCCUGCUGUGCACCUUUUUCUGCUUUGCGCAGGUGUGGUCAAGGCCAACAAACUGCAUCCUUCGUGAGGACUUGCUGAAGAGAUCCUACACAGUUAUAGAGACUGCGGGGGGGCUUUUCCCUGUGCAGUGCCUGGACGAAAAUGUUGUCAUACCUUUCCCGCAAAAUGCGUUCGAGUUUGACACCUCGGAUCAGGUUACUGGUGUAGAAAAAGCUAUUUACCAGACACUUGAGAAUAUUGACGCACUGUUUGAGAGCUACAGCGAUCCAGACCGGGAAGCAGAAAAGUGGAAUGAGUUUCGAGGACUCGUGUACCGGCAGAUAGUGGACAGCAAAUGCAUCAUGAACAAGUCUGAAGCGGCACAGGAUUUCCCCAGCAGAGAAGCUUCACUGAAGGUUUACUUCAAGACUAUAACCUCAACUCUGAAAGAAAAGGAUUUCAGUUACUGCGCAUGGGAAAUUGUCAGGAAAGAGAUUCUCUGCACCUUGAAGUUCAUACUGGAUCACAACUCCGACAUCAUUUUAUAA
Molecule: messenger RNA, 546 nt
Organism: Labeo rohita (rohu)
Lineage: Eukaryota; Metazoa; Chordata; Actinopteri; Cypriniformes; Cyprinidae
Product: interferon alpha-13-like
Exons: 5
Coding region: 1-546 (181 amino acids)
Biological process (GO): defense response
Cellular component (GO): extracellular region
Molecular function (GO): cytokine receptor binding
Source: RefSeq, a predicted model, not a curated record